This is a messenger RNA of Uloborus diversus, 1830 nucleotides long. RefSeq lists its product as uncharacterized. Gene Ontology annotation, cellular component: nucleus; NuA4 histone acetyltransferase complex. Bases 173 to 1402 code for a protein of 409 amino acids. Lineage: Eukaryota; Metazoa; Arthropoda; Arachnida; Araneae; Uloboridae. The record is from RefSeq and is a predicted model, not a curated record. Gene Ontology annotation, biological process: regulation of transcription by RNA polymerase II. The transcript has 4 exons.
UUGUUUACUCGUGAAGUUGGCUGUGUUGGGAAAAAAAGCAAAACGAAAUUUUAUUCUGAAUUUAAAUAUUUAUCUAUUAUUGGUUUUUGUUUUGGGACUUCUUUUUUUAUCGCACUUUGCAAAGUAUAAAUAGAAAUAUUUUCUUUGGAUCUUUAAUUUUAAAGCUGUCUCAAUGUUGGAGAUGAAUUCUUAUCUUCAUGUUCUGAAUCGACUGUGUGAAAAGGUUCAACAGAACAUGGCGAAUAAACCAAAAGAGAUGGACACCAUCGAUUGGGAUGUUAAUGUUGAAAUUCUUUUGUUUUACGCAAUGAUAGGACACAAACCUGUUGGUGUCAACAGAUCUUUCAUGAUGCUUUGCAUUCAUCAAAAAUUCAGUACCUACAUUAAUCGACAGAUAACUUCAAAAGCCAUAUGGAAUCAUUUAGAAUCUAUGUAUGAUAUGGCUGCAUUGCAUGAGUCAGAAGAUCUCCCUUUUCCAAAUGAUGAGCAGCUUUUUGAUCUACCAGAAGAAUAUGAUGAAUUGAUUGCCAGCCAGCUUGGAGUUGAACCUGAACGUUCUACAUCAGAAAAAGAGUUGCCAAAAACUAACACUGCCUUGAAAGUGUCAAAGAAACUAUCUUCUACAAAGUUAAAGCAAAACAGUACCCCUGUUUCUACUUCCAAAAGUACUUUUGUCACUCCUGUUGUUAGUAAGAUAGGUAAAAAUAACAUUAAAAAUGAGCCAAAAUCGCCAACAGUUGAAAAUACUGCUAAAUUGAAAUUUGACACUCCAGUAUUAAAAACAAAUAAGGUGAAAAGAUCUUCCAGUCCAUUUUCAACGAAAGCUGUAAAACCUGAAUCUGCACCAGUUGUUAAAGAUGAAAUAGAUGCUACUGUGUCAAAAAAAUCUAGGUCAGAGCGAAGUGCUAGUCCAGCUAACACUAAAAGAAAUUCAAAACUUGAAACUAGUAUUACUAACUCAGCUUCUAAGAAGUUCCUUAAACAAGAACAAAAUAGUACUAUUGCAAAGCAAGGAAAAUCUGAAGCUCCUGAUAAUAAUAAGAAAGUAAAAAACGAAAAAGAAGUUGCUAAUAAAAAAGGAAAAACAUUGUCUACUGAAAAUAAUGUAAAAAAGAAAUAUGAUAGUGGUAAUGGUAAUAAGAAAAAAAUUGAUGUAGAAACAAAUUCAAAGAAAGGUGACUCUGUUGGUAACAAGCAAAAACUUGAUGCGAAAAAUUCAAGCUCAACAAGUAAAGGGAGUAAGGCUGACGAUACUGAACACCUUGUUACUCCAGCUUCCAGAAAAUCAUCUCCAGUAGUAAAAGGUGAUGCAAAUGACAAUGUUAAGAAAGGUUCUAAAAGGCAAAGAGCAGAAGAUAGUUCGAAAAAAGUAACUCCAGUUGCGAAACGUAGGAGAACCUAAUUGUGAUAAAAUAAUAGCUUCAGAAAAUCUUCAUUGCAUAGUUACUGUCUAUUUAAAUUAUGUUGCUUAUUGGUUUACCAACAACUUAUUUAUGUACAGCUUUUUUUUAUUUUCAAUGUUAUUUAUUUUUCUGUUUAAUUUCCAAUGCAAUUUCUUUGUUGGAAUUGAAGAACAUUUUAUUAACCUUCAUUAUUUUGUUUUGAAAAGUCUUCAUGUUUUCUUUCUGCAUUUCCUACUUUUUAUUUUUACAAAUAAAUGGUUUAAAAAUAAGAGCUUUUCAUUUAUCUAUGAUCUUUGCAUCUUCACUAACUCAAAGCCAAGAAGUUCCUUCUGAAAACAUGUAUAGUAUCCAUUGGCUUAUUGUUAUAAAUGUGAGUCAAUAACUUAAGAAUGUGAAUGUUGUGUAACAUUUUAUAUAAGUUAUGAGA